Messenger RNA from Ochotona princeps (American pika), 564 nucleotides. RefSeq names its product interferon lambda-4-like. NCBI's taxonomy places the organism in Eukaryota, Metazoa, Chordata, Mammalia, Lagomorpha, Ochotonidae. Gene Ontology annotation, molecular function: cytokine activity. Gene Ontology annotation, biological process: innate immune response; positive regulation of immune response; cell surface receptor signaling pathway via JAK-STAT. The coding region runs from base 1 to 564 and encodes 187 amino acids. The transcript has 5 exons. The record is from RefSeq and is a predicted model, not a curated record.
AUGGGUGCGGGCGGUGCGGCGGCGGCGGUGGCCGCGGGGCUGUGCUUCCUGUGGGUGCUGCUGGUCGUGACGGCAAAGCCGGUGGAGAUGGCACCCCGACGAUGCCUGCUCUCGCACUACCGCUCCCUGGAUCCCAAGGUGCUGAAGGCCACCCAGGAGCUGAGAAACAGCUACGAGGAAGAGACGCUGGGCUGGAGACUCCGCACCUGCUCCCUCCGAGUGAGGCGGGAUCCGCCGAGGCCGUCGUCGUGCGCCCGACUCCGACACGUGGCCCGCGGCCUCGCUGACGCCCAGGCCGUGCUGAGUAGCCUGCACCGGCUCGAGCGCUUCCCUGGCGUCGGCCCGACACUGGAGCUGCUGGUGGCGGCGAGGAGAGACGUGGCGGCCUGCGUCGAGCUGGUGCGACCACGCUCCUCUAGGAAGUCCUCCCGAGCGACGCGGAGGCGAGCCCAGACGCGCAGGGCGGACCCUCCUCGCUGCCACGAGGCCGCUGUCGUGUUCAACCUGCUGCGGCUGCUCACCUGGGACCUCAGGCUGGUGGCGCAGGACGGGCCGUGCGUGUGA